UACAUCGUAUCAAGGUAAUAUUUUAAGCGAAGUUUUACUGCAAUCUUACAGUUACUGGCUUUUGACAUGGAUCCGAAAUCGCUUUCAGCAUACACCUGGGCCACUGCUAAAGAAGACCGCAAAAUGUUCUUAGAGAUCAGGGAAAAGUGUCCACUCGCCUCCAGUUUCGAAAGCAAAGAAAGCAUGACGGCUCACUUCAAGGCAGCCUGCCUACACGGGUCCAUAUCGUUCUGGACGGAUUUAUUGCGCGAUAGGAACGUCAAGGCGGCCGACUUUCGCACAUUGAGUGUACGAUACGAAGAUCACGAUGGGUUUACAAAAAGCAUGCGCGUACCUUUUUUUCGACGGUCAACUGAGGAACGUAGCCCAUACAUAGAUAUACUCAUUGAGGUGGCAUGUUUUGUGUAUAACGAAAUUGCGAGUCUGCAGCCGAAGCUCGCACUGGAGUUAGACUGGGGAAUGGUAAGCCAUUCGGAGAGAUCGUCGAAAUUCGGGGAGGUUAUCGCCUUCACUAUGACACUUAGCGUUAUGAAAAUACCAGUUUUUCUGGAUGCAAUCGAAAAUAUUGAAUUCAAUUUCAAGGGUAGAUUGCUGGAUAUUACGCCCAAAGAAGAUAAGCUUAUAAUAUCGGCUUGCUGGAAGACAUACCAGCAGGUUUUGACGAUCUUGCUUGAUCAGAUCGAACGAGUGUUGUCUGUAAGGAUCGCUAUGGCCGUUAUUUUGCACCCUGAUCAACGUAAAAACUUAUUAUGUCUUCUGUACACGCAUUAUUGCAUAAUGUUCGGAUUUCAUCGCGGUGAUGAAGAUCUAGAAGGUCUCUUUACUCGUGCUAGUCAGCAGUUAGUUGAAGAGAUAAAAUUUCUCGUCAGGUUCAAGAUGUGCAUUAACUACGAUAACCUGACUCCGAUUAGGUUAGUAUUUUUUCUUUUAAAUCUAACGUACAAUGUAAUUUAUUUUUCUGUAGUACAGUAGCUCGGCUCAGAAUUUUGGAUACAAUUUCGAAUAAACUCGUUUACGUGACAGUCCAAUCAAAAAUUUAGCCUCGUUCUAAGAGUAAAAAAUACGUAGGUCACACCAUUACGUCAAUUUUAUUGCUCCUUUUUAAUAUAUUUAGAUGGUUUUACAUUAAUUUUUACA
Messenger RNA from Hyalella azteca, 1137 nucleotides. RefSeq lists its product as uncharacterized. The record is from RefSeq and is a predicted model, not a curated record. The transcript is spliced from 2 exons. NCBI's taxonomy places the organism in Eukaryota, Metazoa, Arthropoda, Malacostraca, Amphipoda, Hyalellidae. Bases 67 to 972 code for a protein of 301 amino acids.